AUGUCAACUCAUGUUUACCAUCUAUAUGGUCAAGCGACAAGAGUAUCUAAUUUCCAUUGCGAGCAACCGGAUCUGACUGGCUCUGAUGAUCAAACUUUCAGGAGAUUAGUCGGUUGGGUCUCGACGCAUCUGGAGCUCUCUCCAUCUCCAACCUCUCUCAAGCUCGCUCUCCAUCUCUCUCAAACUCUCGACCCUCUCUCCAUCUCGCACGAUCUCGAGCUCUCCAUCUCCAACCUCUCUCAAGCUCGCUCUCCAUCUCCAACGCAUCUCAAGCUCACUCGAGCUCUCCAUCUCCAACGCAUCUCAAGCUCGCUCUCCACCUCUCGACCCUCUCUCCAUCAAGCUUCGUCUCGUCUCUCACACCAUCUCCAGAGCUCUCUCUCUCGAUCUCAAAUCCAGAUAUUUGAAACAAGAGCCUAUGCAUUCCUUCUCAAUGUUCUUGCACCCGAGCACUGUGAUCCAGCUACUCUAAACGCCGAGGAUGAUCUCGAAAGGGCUAACAUGGUCCUUGAACACGCAGAGAGAAUGAACUGCAAUCGGUACUUGACUAUGGAAGAGAUAGUUGAAGGGUCUUCGUAUUUGAAUCUCGCAUUUGUGGCACAGAUUUUUCACGAAAGGAAUGGCCUUAGCACUGAUGGCAGGUUCUCCUUUGCGGAGAUGAUGACUGAGGAUACACAGAGUUGCAGAGAUGAAAGAUGUUACCGGCUAUGGAUUAAUAGCCUGGGGAUUGAUAGUUAUGUCAAUAAUGUGUUUGAAGAUGUCAGAAACGGAUGGAUUCUUCUUGAAGUUCUUGACAAGGUCUAUCCAGGCUCAGUUAACUGGAAGCAUGCUUCAAAACCACCAAUUAAGAUGCCGUUUAAGAAAGUAGAGAACUGCAAUCAAGUUGUGAGGAUUGGGAAAGAGAUGAGAUUGAAUGCUACAUACAUCGUCAGUGUAGCAAGAAAGCUCGGUUGCUCUGUUUUCUUGUUACCAGAAGAUAUCGUGGACGUAAAUCAAAAGAUGAUGUUGAUCUUAACGGCAAGUAUAAUGUAUUGGAGUCUUCAGCAAAAGUCAUCAUCGUCAGAGAGUUCAAGUUCUGAUACAUCAUCGACGCAUAGCACAACCACGACGUGCACGAGCACUGAUGCUUCACCAGCUCCAUCUGUCACUGGGGAAGACGAUGUCUCUUCCUUAAACGAAGAAGUGUCGAGUCUAACCAUCGAAGAAGACAAUGACGCAGACAUCUUGUCUGAUGUCACCUCCGUCUCAGAGGAAGCAGCCAUUGAAUAGAACCACAAGACAUAUAUCUUGUGCUGGAACAGAGUUGUUUUGUCAUUAUUUCACAUCUCUCUGUCUGUGUCAUUAUAAAAAUUAUAUUUGUUACCAUUAUGAAAAAAGGAUCACAUCUUGUGAAAAUAUAAUUGCGCUGA
Raphanus sativus (radish) is the source of this 1409-nucleotide messenger RNA. Its product is annotated as fimbrin-3-like. The transcript is spliced from 6 exons. Gene Ontology annotation, cellular component: actin filament bundle; cytoplasm; actin filament. Lineage: Eukaryota; Viridiplantae; Streptophyta; Magnoliopsida; Brassicales; Brassicaceae. The record is from RefSeq and is a predicted model, not a curated record. Gene Ontology annotation, biological process: actin filament network formation; actin filament bundle assembly. Gene Ontology annotation, molecular function: actin filament binding. Bases 1 to 1269 code for a protein of 422 amino acids.